This is a messenger RNA of Closterium sp. Yama58-4, 1725 nucleotides long. Lineage: Eukaryota; Viridiplantae; Streptophyta; Zygnematophyceae; Desmidiales; Closteriaceae. The record is from the annotation of a GenBank genome assembly.
CACGGCAUGUGGCAUCCAUGGAGGGACCUGGCUGCUCUGAAGCUCCUCAAGCCAGACAUCAUUCUCUUUGUCGGGGACUUUGGCGAGGAGCAGGUGCAGUUGGUGCAGCAGGUGGCGGCAGUGAAAGGGAUGAUGUCCGCUGUGGGCGCGCAGGUGGAGGUGGCAGUCAUCCUCGGCAACCAUGACGCCUGGUUCCACAUGUUCAGCCUAGGCAGCCUACACGUGGGGUACGGGCGGGUGGACCUCCCCCAGUGGCGCCUGUCCAUCGUGGGAGCUCGCCCCUUCUCCUACGGCCCCUCCAGCUGGGCUAAGAGCUUCUACCGCGCCAGGUGUGGAGUGCGCACCAUGAACGCCAGCACGGCAAAGAUCACAGAGACCAUCCGAGCAGCACCCGAGUCACACAGCGUUGUUGUUCUCGCACACAACGGGCCCGCAGGCCUGGGCUCCCACCCAUGGGACAUCUGUGGCAAGGACUUUCCCUCCAAGGGGCUGCCGCCAGGAGGAGACUUCGGAGAUGAAGACCUGGCACGAGCAAUCGCAGCAGCUCUGGAGGACGGGCGGCACAUGCCACUGGUGGUGUUUGGCCACAUGCACCGCGACCUCUUCCCCUUCAACUACCGCUCGCGCUCCAACCGCCCCAGCACCCCUCACAUUGCUCCUACACUGCAAGGGGAGCCUGUCACCCAGCGCCGCAUGGCUGCAGUGCUGCUGCACCCCGCCUCGCCGCCUCUCCCCUCAUCUCCCUCCCCUCUAGCCGCUGCCACUCUGCCAGCUGAACGGGCUACCAUGGCUGCAGCAGCUGCGCUCUCUAUGCCUGCUGCUGCAGGUAGCACGCCUCUUGCUGCUCCCUCCAACAGUUCUGACAGCACCCACACCACCGCCCAUGCCACCACACAAGCCAGCACUCAUACCAGCACUCAUGCCACAACUCAGGCCAGCACCCUUGCCACCAACCACACCGUGUUUCUCAACGCUGCAGUCGUGCCUCGGAUAGUCUCUCUUGACGAGGAGCAUUUCACCCGAACCUCUGGGCCAGGUUUGGCAGUCUACCCCGCUCUUGGUUCGGAACCGCUUGACCCAACACCAGGGCUAUUGCCGUCAUACUGGAGAGGAAUGGGAGAGAAUUGGGGAGCAGGCGGAGAAGAAGCUGACAGUGGGCCGGAGGGUGUGACUGCAGGAGUGUGCCGAGGCAUGAAAGAGUUAGGGAUGGGUGGUGCGAGGGAUGCGAGGGGAGGGGGAGAGGUGCAGGUGGCAGUGCAGGCAGGGUGUGUGGGAGGUGGCGCCCCACCUGCGGAGAUGGUGUCACAACAAGUGGAGGACGCACGUUCAGUGACCGGUGUGGCGGAUAGAGAUGGGGAGUUGUGUGGGGAAGUGUGUGGUACGAAAGGAGGAGGGGAAACGGGAGGGGCAGCAGAAGCAGUGGUAUGGGAGGAUGAGGUGCGGUGGGAAGGGGACGAUGGAGUAGCAGUGGGAGAAGCGAUGGGGGGAAGGGAUGCGGGCGCAGCCCCGUCGCUGCACCACUUUGUGCUGGCACACCUGGCGGUGCAGGAAACAGUGGUGGCAGCUGCUGCUGACAGUGGCAGGGAAGGGCAGUGUGUGGAUGGUGACCCGAGCCGCUGGGUGUGUGUGGGGGCAGAGGACGUGUGGGUGAAGGUGGAUGAGCGGACGGGUGGUGGUGAGAGGAGGGGGAUGGUGGCAUGCUUGCACAGGAAAGGCAGGAGGUGA